AUGACCUCUCAAAGUCUAAGAGACCUUCAGAUUUACGAGGGGGGCAACCUUGGUCCCUUCAUUGUGGAGUCUUUCCUCGGGGAGGGAGGCUUCGGUGUUGUGGCCAAAUGUUACGACCCCCAAAACAACAGGCCUUUGGCCAUCAAGGUCAAUAAAAAUGACCAAAAAAUUUUCCACCAAGCCAGACAGGAAAUAACCAACCUGAGGAGACUGCAGAGUCUAGAUCCAGACAACUACAAUAUCGUCAAGUGGUAUGGAUUUUUUUUCCACAUGGACAGCGUCUGCCUUAGUUUUGAGCUGCUGGACCAGAGUUUAUAUGAUUACAUCCAGUCUAGCAAGGGACAAUUUUUCCCAGUGCCAGAGAUGAGGUCAGUUUUAAAGCAGAUGACCUCAGCUCUGUCUCACCUGAGCUCCAUCGGGCUCGUACAUGGUGACCUGAAACCUGAAAACAUCAUGGUUGUGGACCGUCAUAGUAAGCCGCUCAAAGUAAAGCUGAUAGACUUCGGCCUGGCUCGCCCAGUAUCAGACUGUCAUGAUGGUGCGUGGGUUCAGACCCUGUGUUACAGAGCACCAGAAGUACUGAUGCAGCUUCCCUAUGAUGAGGCUGUGGACAUGUGGACUCUUGGUGUGACAGCUGCAGAGAUUGCCAUUGGAUUCAUGCUGUAUCCUGGACACACAGAGUAUAAUGUACUGAGCUACAUCACACAACUACAGGGGCAGCCUGAAGAUCAUGUUGUGGACAAGUCAUUAAAUCCUGGGUACUUUUUUACUCCAGAAGAUGCUGCCCCACGGCGCUGGAGACUGAAGUCACCAGAGGAGUUUCAAGCAGAAUCAGGAUACCUGCCUCAGCUCAAGUACCACAGUCUUGACAGUUUGGAUGACCUCGAAAAGCGGAUGGACCUGCAGAGAGGACAUGAGGAAGAUCACCAUCUGUUAAUGGAUCUUGUUAAAAAGAUGUUGGAUACAGACCCAGAGCAGCGCAUCAAACCCCAUGAAGUCCUGCAACAUCCCUUCAUGACUGAAAUAGUCCCCCCUAAGAUCCUUUAG
Messenger RNA from Xyrichtys novacula (pearly razorfish), 1047 nucleotides. The record is from the annotation of a GenBank genome assembly. NCBI's taxonomy places the organism in Eukaryota, Metazoa, Chordata, Actinopteri, Labriformes, Labridae.